This is a messenger RNA of Oncorhynchus mykiss (rainbow trout), 6346 nucleotides long. It is a transcript of the gene alpi.1, whose product is annotated as alkaline phosphatase, intestinal, tandem duplicate 1. Gene Ontology annotation, cellular component: plasma membrane. The record is from RefSeq and is a predicted model, not a curated record. Gene Ontology annotation, molecular function: alkaline phosphatase activity. NCBI's taxonomy places the organism in Eukaryota, Metazoa, Chordata, Actinopteri, Salmoniformes, Salmonidae. Gene Ontology annotation, biological process: dephosphorylation.
UGGAGGUCUGAGGAGGUACACUCUCCUCUCCUCCUGAGUGCUGUGUGGGUCGGUGGGACAGCUUUUCCAUCCUCCAGGCCAGUGAUGCAGGCAUCACCACAACGCUGGGCCUUCAGGCUGCUCCCUCUCCUCCUGGCCUCUCUCCUGCUUGCCGUUACCGGGAGUAUUGUCACAGCUGAAGAGGAGCUGGAGAAAGAGAGGGACCCAGCCUAUUGGAAUGCUCAGGCCAAGGAGACACUCCAAGCCGCGCUGAGACUCCGCCCCCGAGUGCACCGCGCCAAGAACAUCAUCCUCUUCCUGGGGGACGGAAUGGGUGUGUCCACUGUGUCUGCGGCUCGCAUCCUGAGGGGCCAGAUGGAAGGAAGGUCAGGAGAGGAGACAGUGCUCGCCAUGGAUACCUUUCCGUACCUCGCGCUCUCUAAGACAUACAGUGUUGAUAAGCAGGUAGCAGACAGCGCUAGCACAGCUACAGCGUACCACUGCGGAGUGAAGGCUAACGCUAAAACAGUGGGCCUUAGCGCCAAUGCAGUGGCCUACGAGUGCAACACCACGUUUGGGAAUGAAGUGUACUCCGUGCUACAUCGCGCCAAAGCCCAAGGGAAGUCAGUGGGCAUCGUGACCACCACUCGUGUACAGCAUGCCUCUCCUGCUGCCGCCUAUGCCCACUCAGUGAGCCGCAGCUGGUACAGCGAUGCUGACAUUCCCUCCAGUGCCCGACGACAGGGCUGUGUCGAUAUUGCCACACAGCUGGUGACCAACGUUGACAUUGAUGUUAUCCUGGGUGGGGGGCGGAUGUAUAUGACACCAAAGGGAACUCCAGACCCUGAGUACCCCACUUCCUCAUCCCGGAAAGGGGAUCGGAAAGAUAAGAGGAACCUCAUUGACGUCUGGAUGAAGGCCCAGCAGCACAAGAGUUCCCAGUAUGUUUGGCACAGGAAGCAGUUUGACGAGAUUAAUGUAAAGACUACUGACCGUCUCCUGGGUCUCUUUGAGCCAAAGGACAUGCGGUUUGAGGUUUUCCGGAAUGCCACACGUGACCCGUCCAUCGUCGAGAUGACAGAGAAAGCCAUUCAGAUCCUCAGCAAGAACCCCAAAGGCUACUUCCUCUUUGUAGAAGGAGGGAGAAUUGACCACGGGCACCAUGAUGGCAUUGCCAAGCUGGCGCUGACUGAGACUGUGAUGUUUGACCGGGCGGUGCAACGAGCCUCCCGGCUCACCAGAGAAUCAGACACCCUCACUGUCGUAACCGCAGACCACUCCCACGUCUUCACCUUCGGAGGAAACACCCCCCGCGGAAACCCCAUUUUUGGUUUGGCACACAAGAAGGCAGAUGAUAGGAUGCCAUUCACUAGCAUCCUGUAUGCCAACGGUCCUGGUUAUGUACAUGUGAAUGGAACGAGAGGAAACAUCACACUGGUGGAUUACUACGAUGAAGAGUACAUGCAGCAGGCUGCAGUCCCUCUGGACUCUGAGACCCACGGCGGGGAGGACGUGGCCAUCUACGCCAAAGGCCCCAUGGCCCACCUCUUUCACGGGGUCAAAGAGCAGAACUAUAUCGCCCACGCCAUGGCCUACGCAGCCUGCAUCCCACCCUACACGGACUGCCCACCACAUCUGCCCGCCUCAACCGGACACACACACACCCUCUCUGGGCUGCUUCUCUGUCUGGCUAGCCUCCUCUGGAUCCUGUUCAGAUGACGACACACAAUCCGACCAUCAUGGGUACAGUGUCCAUAUUAGGACAGUUACCGGUCCAUAAAAGUUGUGCCGGAGAUGGUGGAAACGGGAUAGUUCUAGGUUGUCUAUUUUGGAGAAGUGUCUAGAUUGCUACGUCAUAUUGCACUGCAGCAAUUUCUAACCAUCCUCAUAAGGUUCUAAAUGGAACAUGUAAGGUGCUAUAAAGAUAAUUUUCUUAAGGUUCUAUAAAGAACCGUUAAGAAAGAUUCUACAUAGCACCAAAACAGGGUUCCGCUAUGCUUACACAACCCUGUUUGGGACUAUAAAGAACCCUUUUUUAUGGUUCUUUAUAGAACCUUUAUGGAGAAUGGUUCUAUAACUAACCUUUCACAAUCCGAAAGGUUCUUUGUAGAUCCUUUUGAAGAAACCUAAAGGGUCUUUUAAUCUGGUCGGCCAUUUUAUAUUGUUAAAAUUCCAUCUGUGUUAUCAUUGUGUUACUUGACAAGUAGAAUCAAGUGAGCUACCUCUGGAACAACCGGGAGUCCCCGAGGAGAGAAUUGAGAAGCGCUGAUUGAUUUAGUCAACCGUUCACAAUUGACACAAGGUCAUACGCGAGUCUUUCACAAGACACCGUCACCGGCCACAGUCAUAUAUAAUAUGUAACAGAAUAACACGACACAUUAGAUAAACUGGAAUUACACUCUUACUCACGGUUGCACAAAAAGAGCUAUGACUAAAACCACAGUCCAAAAUAUUCACCAGGCACUAAAAGAGCUAUGACUAAAACCACGGUCCAAAAUAUUCACACAAGCCACUAAAAGAGCAAAGAAUCCUGUAAAGAACCAUUGAAGAGCUCAAAGGGUUAUUGGAGUCAUUACGGUUCCACUUAUAACCAUCACAAAUCCCAAAGAACCCCUUGAGGAACCCUCAUGUUUUAGUGUGUACACUAUUAAUGUGGUUUGUAGUGAAACUGGAAAAAGGGAAACCUGGAAUGUCACCAAGAUGUAUUUCCUAGUAGAAGUAGGCCUUACUAUAAACUCCAAAGAGAUGGGGUCUGUAUAUUGUAUUUGGUAAGAUCCAAGAUCUAUUUCCUAGUAGAAGUAGGUCUUACUAUAAACUCCAAAGAGAUGGGGUCUGUAAAUUUUAUUUGCGAUCACUAUAGCUGGACUAAGACAAUAAGAUGACUGGUAACUAAAGAAGAUGUAGUGGCUUAAGUAGUAUGGUCACGUAUCUAAAUUGUUACUACGGCAAUUUAAAAUGGAGCUGACCAUAGCUCAAAUAAACCUAAAUACUAAAUAUAGAGAUGUUUUUAUGUUAAAUCCACAUGUUUAGUAUUAGUGGAUUAAAUACAUGUCGUUGCUUAGAUGUAUUUCCUAAAGUGUUUCCAUUCCCCUUUAAGCAGUAUGGUCAGGUAUCCCAGACACAGGUCAAGCCUGGGCGUCCCGCUAGAUGGACAACUUCCGGUGAAACUGAAGGGCGCGCAAUUCAAAUAAAUAAUCAUACAAAUGAUGGAUAUUUAACAUUGAGGUACAUACAAGUGUCUUAUAUCGGUUGAAAGCUUAAAUGAUUGUUAAUGUAACUGCACUGUCCGGUUCCGAUUUACAGUAGCUAUUAAAGAGAAAGCAUGCCAUGCAAUUGUUUGACCACCGGCACAGGUUUCAUAAAUUCACAAAUGGAGAUGAAAUAUUCACUUACUUUUUUAAAAUCUUCCUCUGAUUUGUCAUCCAAAGGGUCCCAGCAGGGAUGUCACUAGAGAUUCAUGGAUAGGGGGGCUAAGCCUCUUUUAGGGGGGUCUGGGCAUACUCCCCCAGGAUUGGUUUUAAAGCCCCCAAAAUCAUCAUGUAUUUUUAGAGUAACAACGGGUGUAAAAUCGAUCAAAAUAAGGUUAUUUUUGGUUGGCUAAAAGUAUACCUGUCUCAUAGUUUGUGUUAGACACUGAUCUAAUAUAACUUACUUAAAUUCUAACCAAAUAAAGAAAUUAAAGUCCACUCUGUCCCCAUCCAUCCAACACCAACAAAAGGCACAAACAUGGCUAGCCAGAAUACUAGCCAAAAUACUUUCUGGGUGUUAUUUUGAGAGAGAGAGAGAGAGAGAGAGAGAGAGAGAGAGAGAGAGAGAGAGAAAUGUGAAGACAUGCAGGUCAUAUUAUACCAUUAGAAAAAAAAAAAAAAAAAUUGUUGCUCAAAAUGAACCCAAUAAUUCAGACACAUGGAACUUCUUAAACAGUAUCAUGCACAAUGGGGCAAAACGGGGCACAAUGGGGCAAAACGGGGCACAAUGGGGCAAAACUACAUUCAACUAAUGAGCAUAAUACGAUUUUAAAAACUGGAAAAUUAUUAGGAAUAAAAUCUGAUAAAGGUAUAAGAUCCCAAACAAAUAUUACAACCUAUAUUAAAGAACUUCUCCUCCUGCUUCUCUCUUUCGAUGCUUAUUUUGUGGUUGGACGCAUCAAAGUGUACCUCCUAUUUUUAAAGGUGGCAAAGUGGUCAAUUACACUAUUGUGGCUUAGUGCCCCAAGCACUUCACCCUCAUUGGACAUGGCUGCAAGACUUGCAAGCCUUUUCUGACCCAGUGUCUUACGCAACCAGGAGUACAGCCGGCACAGUGCGCUAAAAGACCUUUCACCAGAGCAGCUUCUCACUGGAACUGUGAGGGCAACCUGAAUGAAUGAAACACAUGAUACUCCAGGAGGUUAUGCCCAGCAAGCAUAUCUUUGGGAGGACAUCCAGCCUCUCUUUUCCAGGCAAAAAAGUUUCUGGCCACCAACAUCUCUUCUGUUUUAACAUCAAUACUGCUUGGCAAACUCAGUUAAGCAUGAUGUAUCUAGGAAGUGUUUUGAGUUGGGGCUGCAUGCCUGUAUGUCUUCGAGCAGACCUGCAUCUACAGUCAAGAAUCGCUGGUCAAGCUCACAAACCAUCCUGUCCAAGCAGGGGAGCAACAACUCUGUUUUCAUUGUUUAGGAACAUGUCAAUUCUGUGUCUAACCCCAAGGAGGUCUCCACCACAAAAUCUCCCAUUUUCCUUUGUUUGUGCUUUCUUGCUGCAUCGGCCUCCUGGAAUAUUAUGAAUUUCACAGAGUGCUUUGGUUCUGUGGCGAAUGCAUCUGUGCGUUUGCCUAUCAGUGUGUCACAUACAGCUUGUUUGCCGAAACAAGCUUCUGCCAGGUCUACUGUCUCUUUCUGGAGGAACGUGUGCCGUCCCUCAGUUAUAGAAAGAAGGGACUGAAACAUCAGUAGCAAAUACACAGUGGAGAACUGAUGAAGCUUUGCUCUCAGACCGACAGCCAUGGGGGAUCCAAUGGCAGAUAGACAAUCACAAAUAGCAGGUUAAUGUGUCCAGGACUGCAUUUAUGGACCUCAGCUGGCAUGCCCAGCGAGUGUUUGAGUGCUGUUCAAGUUCAGCUGAUGCUAUUCCAAGUUUGGACUGAGCUUCUUUGAACUUGUGGUGGUUAACUAGGGAUGUACUGAAAAACGAAUACACGUUCUCCAAGAAACUGAAAAAUUCAGCAGCCUCUGAAAUAGCCCUGCAAGUAUGACACAACACCAGAUGAAUCUCAUGAGCAUAGCAAUGUACAUGAAUUGCCUCCGGAUGCAGCACUCUGAAAUGUGCUUGCACACCUCCUUUGGAUCCACUCAUGACAGCUGCACCAUCAUAGGUCUGUGCAACGCACUUUACGCCUGCUACCACCUCUCAUUUGGAGUUGCUGUUGCAACUCAUCUGCUAUCGAUUUGGCAUCAAAUGACUUGAUUUCUGCUAGUGCUAGUAAACGCUCCUUAACUGUCCCCUCUGUCACAUAUCUAACACACAGAGAAAACUGUUCAGACUGCCCAUCCCUGGUCUCAUCCGCCAUAAUGGUAUACAUUCCAGAUUUUGACAUCUCAGAGACCAUGGUGUCCAUAAUCUCUUGAGCACAGCAUUCGAUCAUGUCAUUCUGAGAUUCUGGAGAGACAUACAUCGCAUUUGAUGGAGUAUUGUACCUUUACAGGAAAGGAUCAAACUCCUUCAAAAGCUCCAUACAUUCAAAAAAGUUCCCUCUAUUUGUGCUUUCACUAGAUUCAUCAUUGGCACGGAAAGAGAGUCCCUGUCCUCCUAACAUUGAGGUGACCGCAACAAUUCUCCUCAGAUACUCCCUUCUCUCUGCAAUAUCACUAGCAUGGGCACAUGUUCAAAUCUGAGCAAUGUUCCGAUGACUGCUAGUUGCCUGGUAGCUUUCCCAUGCCACAACACUGUCUCUGUGUUUGUGCCAUUUCAUGUUUACCGAAGAUAAACAAAGCUUUUUUUCCAAUUUUUGCAGCCAUUACUGACAAAAGAAUCAAAUUGAAUGUUUUUGCCAAAAAACUCUAGAUGGAAAGCAGAAAGCUGUGUUUUUGUGGACAGAGGACUCUGCACGAUUGUAUUUCUCAAACCAGCAUUGCUGAAAUGCCCUUUUCUGAGUACCAAAACUUUUGUGUUGGUGGCUAUCCAGCUAUCCAGCUUUGUCUGGGCCCAGUGUCUUUGUCAAUUAAAUCGCUUUCAUUUCUGGAAGGAGUUGCUGCAGCGGCUUGGCUACUUUCUCUCUCUGGAUCUGUUUGUUCUCCCUCUCUCUCUGGAUCUGUUUGUUCUCCCUCUCUCUCUGGAUCUGUUUGUUGUCCCUCUCUCUCUGGAUCUGUUUGUUCUCCCUCUCUCUGGAU